Knipowitschia caucasica is the source of this 960-nucleotide messenger RNA. NCBI's taxonomy places the organism in Eukaryota, Metazoa, Chordata, Actinopteri, Gobiiformes, Gobiidae. The record is from the annotation of a GenBank genome assembly.
AUGCGUCGCUCCUCCUCCUCCCUGGUCCACGGACGCUCAGGGAGGAGCGUGAGGCUGGAGGACUACGCUCUGGAGAGGGAGGUGUCUGAGGAGGCGCACCGCGGAGGAGGAGGGAGGAGACACCGUGAACGCAACCAUCAAGCCAGCCAGAGGUCACUCACCAGAUACACCGACGUGGACACAGGCCUGGGCACAGACCUGAGCACUACGACUCAGUCUGGAGAGCUGCCUCCCAAAGAGCGAGAGAGAGACCGCGGCCGCACCAAGGACCGCCGUCACCACCACCACCACCACCACCACCACGGCUCCUUCGACAAAGACCGUUACCACGACUACAGACACCCCCCAGAGCGCCACUGGUCCCGGUCCCCGAGCGAGGGCCCCGACAGCAGGGGCCACAGACAGGGGUUCGGUCUCAGGGGUUCGGUCUCAGGGGUUCGGUCUCAGGGGUUCGGUCUCAGGGGUUCGCUGAGCCGGUCUCAGGGGUUCGGUCUCAGGGGUUCGCUGAGCCGGUCUCAGGGGUUCGGUCUCAGGGGUUCGGUCUCAGGGGUUCGGUCUCAGGGGUUCGGUCUCAGGGGUUCGCUGAGCCGGUCUCAUGGGUUCGCUGAGCCGGUCUCAGGGGGGUUCGGUCUCAGGGGUUCGGUCUCAGGGGUUCGGUCUCAGGGGUUCGGUCUCAGGGGUUCGGUCUCAGGGGUUCGGUCUCAGGGGUUCGGUCUCAGGGGUUCGGUCUCAGGGGUUCGGUCUCAGGGGUUCGCUGAGCCGGUCUCAGGGGUUCGGUCUCAGGGGUUCGGUCUCAGGGGUUCGCUGAGCCGGUCUCAGGGGUUCGGUCUCAGGGGUUCAGUGAGCCGGUCUCAGGGGUUCGGUCUCAGGGGUUCGCUGAGCCGGUCUCAGGGGUUCGGUCUCAGGGGUUCGCAGUCUCAGGGGUUCGGUCUCAGGGGUUCGGUCUCAGGGGUUCGCUGA